CGGUGCCCGGUGCCCGGAGCGGGACGCGGCGCUCGCCAUGGCGGGGCUGGGGAGCCCCGAGGCCGGCAGCGACCCCGGGCCCGCCACGCGCGUGGAGCUCACGGUGUCCUGCAGGCAGCUCCUGGACAAGGACACCUUCUCCAAGUCGGACCCACUCUGUGUCCUGUACAUCCAGCGCCCCGGCAGCCGGCAGUGGCUGGAGUUCGGCCGCACCGAGGUCAUCGACAACUCCCUGAACCCCGACUUCCUGCACAAGUUCGUCCUCGACUACUUCUUCGAGGAGAAGCAGAACCUGCGCUUCGACCUGUACGAUGUGGACUCCAAGAGCCCCGACCUCUCCAAGCACGACUUCCUGGGCCAAACCUUCUGCACCCUGGGUGAGAUCGUGGGCUCUGCCGGCGGCCGCCUCGAGAAGCCGCUGACGAUGGCCGCUGCCACCGCCCAUUCCCGGCGCAGGAAACCAGCUCCGGCGCUCUCCAAUGGCGGCAUUCCCGGGAAGAGCUGCGGCACCAUCAUUGUCCUGGCUGAGGAGCUGGGCAACUGCCGGGACGUGGCCACGCUGCAGUUCUGUGCCAAUAAACUGGACAAGAAGGAUUUCUUUGGCAAAUCCGACCCUUUCCUGGUGUUUUACCGCAGCAACGAGGACGGGACGUUCACCAUCUGCCACCGCACGGAGGUGGCGCGGCAGACGCUGGCCCCGGUGUGGGCAGCGUUCGACAUCCCCGUGCGAGCGCUCUGCAACGGAGACCCCGACCGGAGCAUCAAGGUGGAGGUGUACGACUGGGACCGCUCUGGCAGCCACGACUUCAUCGGGGAGUUCACCACCAGCUACCGCGAGCUGGCGCGGGGAGAGCACGGCCUCAACGUGUACGAGGUGGUGAACCCCAAGAAGAAGCUGAAGAAGAAGAAGUACCUGAACUCAGGCACGGUGACUCUUUUGUCCUUCUCGGUGGAGUCCGACCCCAGCUUCUUGGACUACAUCAGGGGCGGGACCCAGCUCAACUUCACCGUUGCCAUCGACUUCACCGCCUCCAACGGGAACCCAUCCCAACCCACGUCCCUGCACUACCUGAGCCCCUACCAGCUCAACGCCUACACCAUGGCCCUCAAGGCCGUGGGGGAGAUCAUCCAGGACUACGACAGCGACAAGAUGUUCCCGGCGCUGGGCUUCGGGGCCAAGAUCCCUCCGGAUGGGCGCGUGUCCCACGAGUUCCCAUUGAACGGGGAUGCGGAGAACCCGGCGUGCAGCGGCAUCGAGGGCGUGCUGGAAGCCUAUCACCGCAGCCUGCGCCGCGUCCAGCUCUACGGGCCCACCAACUUCGCGCCCGUCGUCAACCACGUGGCGCGCGCGGCGGCCGCGGUGCUCGAUGGCUCCCAGUACUUCGUGCUCCUCAUCAUCACCGACGGCGUCAUCUCGGACAUGGCGCAGACCAAGGAGGCCAUCGUCAACGCUGCCGCGCUCCCCAUGUCCAUCAUCAUCGUGGGGGUCGGCCAGGCCGAGUUCGAUGGUGAGUUG
Molecule: messenger RNA, 1516 nt
Organism: Pezoporus occidentalis (night parrot)
Lineage: Eukaryota; Metazoa; Chordata; Aves; Psittaciformes; Psittacidae
Product: copine-5-like
Exons: 19
Biological process (GO): cellular response to calcium ion
Cellular component (GO): plasma membrane
Molecular function (GO): calcium-dependent phospholipid binding
Source: RefSeq, a predicted model, not a curated record